This is a messenger RNA of Lycium ferocissimum, 480 nucleotides long. Its product is annotated as glycine-rich cell wall structural protein 2-like. The record is from RefSeq and is a predicted model, not a curated record. The coding region runs from base 1 to 480 and encodes 159 amino acids. The transcript has 2 exons. Lineage: Eukaryota; Viridiplantae; Streptophyta; Magnoliopsida; Solanales; Solanaceae.
AUGGAUCGGGGUCAUGGAUCAAGUGCAAAUGGUGGAUCUGACCAAAUUAUAGGAGGUGUCAUUGAUGGUGGUGGUGGCGGCGGCGGUAGAGGUGGAGGAGGAGGUAGUAAUGGUGGAUCUGGUGCUGGCUUCGGAUUUGGCGAGGGUCAUGGAUCAGGUGCAAAUGGUGGAUCUGACCAAAUUAUAGGAGGUAUUGUUGGUGGCGGCGGCGGAGGUGAAGGAGGAGGUAGUGACGGUGGAUUUGGUUCUGGCUUUAGAUAUGGUGAGGGUCACGAAUCGGGUGCGAAUGGUAGUGGCAGCGGUGGCGGUGGUGGAGGUGGCGGCGGUGGCGACAGUGGUCAAAAUAGUGGUAGUGAUUUUGGCGUCGGAGCUGGAUUUGGCAGGGUGGUGGUGGAUUGUGAUCUCACCAUUUGCUCAUAUAAUUUUUUUUUGCAUACAAUAAGUGAAAAGCAAAUUAAAAGCAAUAGUAAUUGGCUAUAG